This is a messenger RNA of Platichthys flesus (European flounder), 2546 nucleotides long. RefSeq names its product protein Wnt-7a-like. Lineage: Eukaryota; Metazoa; Chordata; Actinopteri; Pleuronectiformes; Pleuronectidae. Gene Ontology annotation, molecular function: cytokine activity; frizzled binding. The record is from RefSeq and is a predicted model, not a curated record. The transcript is spliced from 4 exons. Bases 296 to 1348 code for a protein of 350 amino acids. Gene Ontology annotation, biological process: canonical Wnt signaling pathway; neuron differentiation; positive regulation of JNK cascade. Gene Ontology annotation, cellular component: extracellular region.
UUGUUCACCCCACGGGUUACCUGCCUGCGACUGUGACAGCCUCGCAAUGACAAGAGGGCCCAGUGGAAGGGGGGCAAGUGAAGGGAGUUUGGAUGAUACCCCUGUAGCCGGCAGCCUGUGAACAUUCCCUGAGGUUGUACCGCGAUAGUUUUGUGUGUUUUUUUUCUCCCCCUGAUGCUUUCCGUGCUUCUGGAGUUCCGUUGGACUUACCUGUGACCGACCGGAGAACGAGCGUUACGCGUAGGUGAACCCACAGCUCCGCAGAUCGGUGCAUGAGACCCGGAGCGCAGCCGCAAUGAGUCGGAGAACACGACGCUGGAUUCUAAGAGUUUUACUUUGUCUGGGAAUUGUUUAUUUGAAAAUUGGUGGCUUCACGUCCGUGGUGGCCCUAGGUGCGAGCAUAAUCUGUAACAAGAUCCCCGGUUUGGCUCCCAGACAACGGAUUAUCUGCCAGAGUCGCCCCGAUGCCAUUAUCGUCAUCGGAGAGGGAGCCCAAAUGGGCAUCAACGAGUGUCAGUUUCAGUUCAAAAACGGGCGCUGGAACUGCUCUGCGCUUGGAGAGAGGACGGUCUUCGGAAAAGAGUUGAAAGUGGGAAGCAAAGAGGCCGCGUUCACCUACGCCAUCAUCGCAGCAGGAGUGGCCCACGCCAUCACCGCGGCCUGCACACAGGGUAACCUGAGUGACUGCAGCUGUGACAAGGAGAAGCAGGGUUUCUACAGCAAGGACCAGGGCUGGAAGUGGGGGGGCUGCUCGGCGGACAUCAGCUACGGCCUGGGCUUCUCCAAAGUGUUUAUCGAUGCCCGGGAGGUCAAGCAGAACGCAAGGACGCUCAUGAACCUCCAUAACAAUGAGGUUGGACGCAAGGUCCUGGAGAAGAACAUGCGACUGGAAUGCAAGUGUCAUGGUGUCUCCGGCUCCUGCACCACCAAAACCUGCUGGACUACACUUCCCAAGUUCCGCGAGCUGGGCUACAUUCUCAAGGAGAAGUAUGCCCACGCCGUGCACGUGGAGACGGUGAAGGCCAGCCGCCACAAGCGCCCCAAAUUCCUGAAGAUCAAGAAGCCUCACUCCUACCGGAAGCCCAUGGAUUCGGACCUGGUGUACAUAGACCGGUCGCCCAACUACUGUGAGGCGGACCACGUCACGGGGAGCCUGGGCACACUGGGCCGCGUGUGCAACAAGACUAUGAUGCAGCACAUCAGCGGCUGCGACCUCAUGUGCUGCGGCCGGGGAUACAACACGCACCAGUACUCGCGCGUGUGGCAGUGCAACUGCAAGUUCCUGUGGUGCUGCUACGUCAAGUGCAACACCUGCAGCGAGAGGACAGAGGUGUACACGUGCAAAUGAGAAUAUUUAUCGGAAAGGUGUGUCUGUUGUGUGUGUGUGUGUUUGUUUGUGUGUUUGGGAGCGUGCGUGUUCAUGUCUUUGUGAUGUCACGGACAAACUGGAACUGUUGACCCUAACGAGGAGGCCGUGAUCGCAGUCAGUUCGUACGUCACGUGGAGCUACAGGCGGGAAGCGGAGGAAGGGGGGCGUCGCCAUUCUUUUGCACACAAAGCUCUUCACCCCUCUUCUUGGAUUGGUGUGUCUGUCGGGGGGGGCGACCGUUAAAGGACAGACACUGUGCUGUGGCAUACGGGACCGGGUGACCACAGCACCGAGGUCAAAAGGUCACGACUUUAAGCUACGUGGACGUGGACGGACAUUUCGGCCGAUGCAGAUGAAUUGCGGUGGAUGUGAUUCGGGGGCGGAGCACGUAGCUGUCGUUCCCUGUGCACGGACAAAACGACACAGCCAUCUGGAAUAUUUAACACACUGUAUUUAGAGAAUGAAAAUGAUUAAUAUUAAUUUAUUCUAUAAAGAAAACUACUGAUUUUUGUUUUGUUUUGUUGUUUUGUCCAUUUUGGAUCGAAAGUAACUAAAUGUUGGGAGGUUUUAGUUUGUCAAAAGCAAUCGACCCCUUCUGUCUGCGGUUGACACACUGGAUUGGGAUCCGCCUGGAAUACCUUGUAGAAUAACGUUGUCCCGCAUGAAACUGCUGUAGGCCGCUCACACUGACCCUCUGACCUGCUCAUGAGUUUGUCUUCCCUCUGUUCGCUGCUAGUCUAGAGAAUCCCACUGGUCGAGGUGGAAGGCCCGCAUACGCUCUGCUGACCGUCUUCAAUGGCAUUGCUCACUUCAAGCUGAUUUAGCUUAACUGGACUUAUUCACUGAUCAAACAGAUGGGCACAUUCUCCACCUUUUGGUAAAUAUUGGUUGAUAGAGUUUAUUUUGUAAAAGCCUAUUUUUAUAUGAAUGUCUUAUUUAUAUCUUUUUUUUUUUUUUUUUUGCAUAUUCAAUGUCGAGCUCUGAUUCCCGACACCUGUUUCGAAACCUUUGUGAGAAAACAAGCGGAUGUGUGUAUGUUGGCCCCUUGCUGUCACUGCCAUAGUUGUGUAUUGUAAGUGAUAGAAACUGAUUAUAUGUGUCUGUGUUCAACAUGUCUGUGUUUGCUGCAUUUCGUGACUACUACUGAUGGAAUACAGGAGCAGAAUAACACUAACAA